Neltuma alba is the source of this 2133-nucleotide messenger RNA. RefSeq names its product UPF0481 protein At3g47200-like. NCBI's taxonomy places the organism in Eukaryota, Viridiplantae, Streptophyta, Magnoliopsida, Fabales, Fabaceae. The transcript is spliced from 3 exons. Bases 264 to 1682 code for a protein of 472 amino acids. The record is from RefSeq and is a predicted model, not a curated record.
AUUUGAGUAUUUUCCAUUUCGUUCAAACUUCUCAUCUUUACUUUUUCGGCUGAAACCUCUUUCUCUAUGGCCAUAUAUCUCCAAAUCAGUUAGUGGGUCUUCAACUUCAUCUCCAUCCACCUCACCAACUUCUAAAAGUUGUCAAUCCUCUCUGAAUCUUUUCCCCAGACAUAGCCCCGUGCCUUUCCAUAUAUGAUUCUCUCUUGCUUGACACUAACGUCGGUGGUUCUGCUGGUGCUAUUAUAUAACCAAGAGUACCAUCAAUGGCGGAAAUUACAGUAUCAGCUUCUUCAGCAACACUUGCUUUUAUUCCCCGCUGGCUGAAGUCUAAAGUCAGGGGCCGAAGAGACAGAGUCUCCGAGAGUGCUGAACAAAUGGUGGAGCAGCAGUCACCAGUUUUCUUAUUCACCAACAACUUGGAACAACAACACGUGGAAGAUGAGCUGGCUAUAGACAUCAAAGAAAGGAUUCAAGAUUGCGGAGAUGGUCUUUCGUCACCAGACUGUUGUAUCUAUCGAGUGCCCAUUGUGCUCCGUCAUCUUAAAGAAAAGGCUUACACUCCAAAAGUUGUUUCGAUUGGCCCCUUCCAUUACCGUAAUGAGAGGCUGCAGGACAUGGAAAGGCAUAAAAAAAUAUUUUUCAAAAGAUUUGCUCAAAGGGCUAUGUCAAGCUUGGAUGAUUUGGUUCGCUGUGUGAAACAUUUAGAACCAAAAGUCCGUGCUUCUUAUUCAGAAACCCUUAACUUUAGUGAAGAAGAACUUGUGAAAUUGAUAUUAAUGGAUGCUGGUUUCAUCAUUGAACUCUUCAUCAUGGCCUAUAAGAGGGAUCAUGGCAACGAUGCUAUAUUGACGCAGCUCUGGUUAGUAAGUUCUAUAUCCCAGGAUUUGUGUUUACUUGAGAAUCAACUUCCAUUCUUUGUUAUUGAAGAGCUAUUCAAUAGAGCUUUUCCUGAUGAGCGUCGGGGUAACCUCCCUUCAUUUCGUAAGCUCACGUAUAAGUAUUUUGAGCAUUAUCAUGGAACAAAAGUAAUGCCAAAUAUUGAUGUUAAGGUAAAGCAUUUUACAGAUCUUCUUAGAUCAUUAUACUUACAAGGAGAAAUGUCUGCACAGCAAUUAAUAUCAGUGGAUGGAAGUCAUCGUCUUUUAUACAAUGCAAAUGCAUUACAAGAAGCAGGGAUAAAGUUGAAGGCUAGUGAGAGCAAAUGCUUAUUAGACAUGAAAUUUUCAGGACAUAUUCUUGAAAUUCCACAAUUUCUGGUGGAUGAUAACACUGAACUUGUGUUUCGCAAUAUGAUAGCAUUAGAAGAGUGUCAUUAUCCUUGUGCUGCUUACAUUACUGACUAUGCUCUUGUAUUGGAUUGUCUAAUAGACACACAAAAAGAUGUGGAUCUCCUUAUCCACAAGAAAAUAGUCAGCAAUCAUGUAGGGGGUACGAAUAAUGUUGCUUUAUUAUUUAAUGGUCUUUUGGGAAAUGUCAAUCAGUUGACUUUCAAUUCUAAAUACUUUGAUAUUUGCCAAAAGUUGAAUGCGUAUUGUCAAGAUCCUUGGCAUGAGCUGUGGGCAACUCUAAGACAUGAUUAUUGCCGUACACCUUGGCAAACUGUUGCUUCUAUUGCUGCAAUUAUACUCAUCUUUCUCACAGUUGUUCAAACCAUAAUUUCUAUCCUCCAAGUUGUGAAGUAAAUUUCCGGCUUUGUAUGUAUGAUGUUGGGAUUUGAUUAUUGUGUCCUCUGACUUUGUUUCCAAUAAUUAACUAGUGAAACAAUGUCUUGUACCAGGUCUUGUUGACAAUAGAUCGCACCUUGUGGCCAUAGAAAAGUAGUUCUGCUCCUUGUAGCCACAGAAAAGCUCUUCUAAAAGUUAUUAUAUAUAUAUAUAUAUAUAUAUAUAUGUCCUCUUCUAUUCUUUCGAUUUUUGUAGCCAUCAAAUUAAAUUAAUCCAAUCGGUUAUCCAUAUUAGAAGUAAGUUUCCAUGUAGGGGAUACAGGAGGUGAUUCAUAUAUACAUGCUUAUGGCCAUUCCCCCCACCUUUUGGCAGCUUUAAAAAUGCACAUACUUGACAAUGAUACAAGAAAGGUGUAUAUUAAAGCUUCAUUUGAAUAUUUAUGUUUGCAAUAAGAAUGAGAAUUUAUAUU